Molecule: messenger RNA, 608 nt
Organism: Owenia fusiformis
Lineage: Eukaryota; Metazoa; Annelida; Polychaeta; Sabellida; Oweniidae
Source: the annotation of a GenBank genome assembly
UUGAUAUUCACAAGUCAUUUUACUUUCCGGGGAGGACCACGCAAGAGCAAAAGGAUGCAGAGAACCACAGCAAUUAUUUUAGCUGCAGUAAUGUGUCUUUCUGGGGCAUCAGCAAUUUGUAAACCAGGGUACAAUUCGUACAACAGUCACUGCUACCUGUAUGUAAAUGGUCCACAGCCAACAGCAAAUUGGUACGAGGCAAGUGCAGUGUGCAAAGCUGAAGGUGGAUAUUUGGUGAUCAUACAAUCAUCUUAUGAACAGACAUUUCUUGACGGACUGAUAGACAAUGCAGUAAAUCAAGACAAUUUUUGGAUAGGUGGAAAUUCCCUUGGAAAAUCCGGAUACUAUUGGACUAAUGGAAAUUCAGCCGAAACGGCCUCGUAUACAAACUGGAAGACAGGACAGCCAGAUAAUUGGAAUUAUCCCAGUGAUCCUAACAACCAGGAGUCGUGUAUGCAAUUGGGUAUGCAAUUGGCGGGUGACACAAGCAAUAAAUGGAAUGAUGCAAGGUGUAACGAAAAGUAUUUCUACAUUUGUGAAUACGCUGAGUGAAUUUGCAUAAAAACAGUCAAUGCUUAAAUAUAAGUAUAAAUAAACAGUCAUUACAA